AUGGCCGACGAUUCACAAGACCAGAGCGCUUUCCAGGAGAGUGCGAACUCCGCGCGUUCCUUCAACGCUUCGCCCGACUCGCCAAAGAAAAAGCACGAACCCUCUCAAUCACAGACUGCAAAGCUAUGGGAUGCCUUUGGAAACCCCGAGGAACCCGCCAACGCACUUGCGAAAGCUACCUACAAACCCCAAGGGAAGGACCCUAAGGAUGUGUCAUACUCAGAGAUCAUCGGAUCAGUGUCACUGUCCGAGAUGUCCACUAUUCACAAGAGGCCAUGCGCCCGAGAAUCUCUAAUGACUGGUAUCGGAGUUGGCUUUGGAGUCGGUGGUCUACGGGGUGUUUUGAAAGGACGCUAUGGUCUAUGGUCCGCUGGCAAUUGGGCCGUGGGAAUGUUCGCGAUCACUUCGCUGGGAGCAUACGAAUAUUGUCGCUACCUGCGGAACAAGGAAUUGAGUGGCAUGGCAGAGGCGCUCGACCUCAUGAACCAAUUAAAGGCCAAAAAGCAACGAGAGAAGGACACCGCCGCGGAGGAAGCAGCACGCUUGGCCGAGGAAGAGAGGAAGAAGAAGAGCUGGUCUAACCCUACCAACUAUAAAUUCUGGUAG
Penicillium brevicompactum is the source of this 606-nucleotide messenger RNA. RefSeq lists its product as uncharacterized. The record is from RefSeq and is a predicted model, not a curated record. Gene Ontology annotation, cellular component: mitochondrial inner membrane; mitochondrion. Bases 1 to 606 code for a protein of 201 amino acids. Lineage: Eukaryota; Fungi; Ascomycota; Eurotiomycetes; Eurotiales; Aspergillaceae. Gene Ontology annotation, biological process: mitochondrial respiratory chain complex IV assembly. The transcript has 2 exons.